AUGACACCCACCAACAACAACCCGCAAAACUCGCGUCGCAAUUCACCAACCCCUCCUCCUUCUGCUGGAUCCAAUUCUUCUGGACCCGAGCCAUUCGCAAACCCAGCUCUUGGCACCAAUGGAGUCGAUAGCAUGGGCUUCUCCUUUGGGCAAAAUUUCUCCCAAGAUUACUCGUACAAUAGCGACUCUGACUACAUGUCUGGGAUCGGUAUGGGUAUGGGAGACGACCUCACGACCUUUUCAUCGUUUGGCAGCUAUGGUGUCUUCAACGAUUCUACCACUAACAACACGAGCAUGAACAACCCCACUGGCUUGGCAAGUCCCACUUCUCCUUCUGAAGUGCAGCAUAUUGUCGAGACCACGAUCAUGACCGGCGUUGAGAAUGGAGGAGGGCACAUCGCACCCAAUGCCAAACGGAGGCGGAUGACGCUCGACUCGAAUUUCAGCGGGUCCAGUGUUGCUCAUACCACAGGAGGUAGCAACUCUGCCCAUAGCUCCCCGACUGGUAUGGCAGGAAAGGGUUCGGGCAAUUCACCUCCCUAUUUUUCCCUCGAUGCUACCCUCAACGGCAGCAACAAUGGGAUCUCUGGAUCUACCAACAAUAACGCCGUAGAUCAAAAUGGCGCGGCAUCUCCUACUCGUUCCCUAUUCGCAAGUUCACCUGGCCAGUCCCUUCAGACCAUGUCUAAUGUGACCUACGACUAUUAUGGUUAUCCCAUUCACCCUCCCAUGGCACCUCUCCAUCCUCCCAGUCUGAUGCAUCCUCAUUCACUCACAUGGGGCGAGAAUCAGCUCCAGCAUACACCCACUCAGAGUUCCAUGAGUCAAGUUCAUUCCAUGUCUCGAUCCCCAUCGCAUUCUCGCAACGCCUCGCAUUCUCAUUCCCGCUCUCGGUCUGGUUCACAGCAUAUCACCAUGCCUCUCUAUCUCUACGAUGGUGGCGCUAGUAGCAGAGUAUACGAAGGUGCCAACGCUGCCACCCCAACGGCAACUGGAACAAAUAACCCGACGGAUGAGGAGAUUUUUAAUUCUGGCUUUGAUCUUUUUGAGCAUUCUGGUGCAGACGAUUCAG
Acaulospora colombiana is the source of this 1072-nucleotide messenger RNA. Lineage: Eukaryota; Fungi; Glomeromycota; Glomeromycetes; Diversisporales; Acaulosporaceae. The record is from the annotation of a GenBank genome assembly.